AUGUGUUUUUGGCCCGAUGUAAAAAGUCAUUUCUGCACUAGUGCGAUUGAUCUGAGCCGUUUAAACAAAAUCGACUAUGACGACUUGACGAGAGAAGAGUGCAGGUCUAUGAUAGCAAAGGCUUCACAGGAUUGGGGUUUCUUCCAAGUUGUAAAUCAUGGAAUUUCAAGUGAGAUUUUAAGGUUGUUAAGGUUUGAGCAAGAGAAAGUGUUUAAACAACCUUUUGAAGAGAAGAGAAAAGAAGAUAAGUUUUUGAAUUUUUCAGCUGGUAGUUACCGUUGGGGAACACCAACUGCUACAUGCAUUAAACAGUUAUCUUGGUCUGAAGCAUUUCAUAUUCCUUUGACUGAUAUAUUAGGAAGAUCUACACGAUCAAACACUCAUCUUAGUUCAAUAAUUGAACAAUUUGCCACCACAGUUUCAAACCUUGCACAAACAUUAGCUGAUAUACUAGCUGAAAAACUAGGCCUCCAUUCAACUUUCUUCAAAGAAAAUUGCUUGCCCAAGACAUGUUAUCUUAGAUUGAACAAAUAUCCUCCAUGUUCUCUUGAUUUUAGGAUUCAUGGCCUAAUACCACAUACAGAUAGUGAUUUCCUCACCAUAUUAUAUCAAGAUCAAGUUGGAGGUUUACAAUUGGUCAAAGAUCGAAAAUGGAUUGCAGUUAAACCAAACCCUAAUGCUCUUAUAAUCAACAUUGGAGACUUAUUUCAGGCUUGGAGCAAUGGAGUCUAUAAGAGUGUUGAACAUCGAGUUGUGACAAAUCCAAGAGUUGAAAGAUUCUCCAUAGCAUAUUUUUUGUGUCCUUCAAAUGAGACCGUGAUUGAGAGUUGCAAUGAGCCUUCUGUUUACAAGAAAUUUAGCUUUGAAGAAUAUAGACAACAAGUUCGUGAUGAUGUUCAAAAACUAGGUUCUAAAAUAGGUCUACCUAGGUUUCUAAAAAAUCAUGAAACUAUGUAG
Molecule: messenger RNA, 957 nt
Organism: Lathyrus sativus (Indian pea)
Lineage: Eukaryota; Viridiplantae; Streptophyta; Magnoliopsida; Fabales; Fabaceae
Source: the annotation of a GenBank genome assembly